Molecule: messenger RNA, 1183 nt
Organism: Dinoponera quadriceps
Lineage: Eukaryota; Metazoa; Arthropoda; Insecta; Hymenoptera; Formicidae
Gene: Naa40
Product: N-alpha-acetyltransferase 40
Exons: 4
Coding region: 449-1084 (211 amino acids)
Cellular component (GO): nucleus
Molecular function (GO): histone H4 acetyltransferase activity; protein N-terminal-serine acetyltransferase activity; histone H2A acetyltransferase activity
Source: RefSeq, a predicted model, not a curated record
UGCAGCUAAAAAGAACGGACCAAACGUCUAUGGCCGCGACCGUGUUUGCAUGACGAUGGUACGGAUAAAAUUGAAAACAUCAGAACAGCACGAGAUCCCGAAUACGAUACUAAAAACGAUGAGAGCAAACUGUUUACUUUCCAAACGACCAUUUUAUUGUCGCGAGUAUCGUAGACUUUAAGUUAGCGAAUAUACAAUGAUACAAACUGAAAGUGAGGUGAGACUGAUUAGAGGUUAGGCGGAUUUAACGAAUAAACCGGCAGUACGCUAAGCGGAAUUGUGAUCGUAUCUUUUGUUUGACUGCGAAACGUUAUUUAUUUAUUCAUCGUCCUUCUAUCGUCACAGUUACGUGAUGAGAUUUUGUGGAAAAUAAUUACGCGGAAUAUCGCCUGCAACACAUAAAUACGUUUGAACCAAACAGGCGGGAAACUCAGGAUUCGAACCAAUUAUGCAAAGAAAAGCGAGAAAAACGAGACGUCAGAUCUUGGCGGAGAAGACAGCGGCGCAGCUGCUACUGGUCAAUAAGGCUAACGCACUGAUGGAUCCUUUGAUUACUCUGCCGGAAUUCCACCGGUACGUCACGAAGGACGACGACGUGAUAAGAGUCACCUGCACGAGGGCUAAGGAUGCGCAGCCAGAAUGUCUCUCCUGGAUCUUCGACAUCAUGGAGAGGAAUGUGAAGGAUAUGUACAAGCGGUCCAGCUGGGGCUGGGACGCGACCGAAAAGCAGGCGGAAUUAACGGAGGAGACGGCUUGGUAUCUGGUGGCGUCGUGUGACGACAAAUUUCUAGGCUUCUCGCAUUUCCGAUUCGACAUCGAUCACGGUGACGUGGUAUUGUACUGCUACGAGUUACAACUGGAACCGUCGAUCAGACGGAAGGGGCUCGGCCGUUUCAUGAUAUCAGCCCUGGAAUCCAUGGCCUGUCAGAAUCAGAUGCAGAAGGUGGUUCUGACCGUUUUCGCGCACAACCCGACGGCGAUACAAUUCUUCUUUGCUCUCGGAUACAAGUUAGAUCACACGAGUCCACCCGCUUCGGCAAAGUUGGAUUACAUGAUCUUGAGUAAACAGAAUUUACGCGGAUAAAUAGAAAGCAAUCACUCAUCCCGCUACGCUAAACCACUCUCUCUUUCUCUCCUGAGGACCUCGCUGAAUUAAGACUGCGUCUUGUGAAAUAGGAUCGGU